This is a messenger RNA of Batrachochytrium dendrobatidis JAM81, 288 nucleotides long. RefSeq lists its product as uncharacterized. NCBI's taxonomy places the organism in Eukaryota, Fungi, Chytridiomycota, Chytridiomycetes, Rhizophydiales. Bases 1 to 288 code for a protein of 95 amino acids. The transcript is spliced from 2 exons. The record is from RefSeq and is a predicted model, not a curated record.
AUGUCACAGAAUGAGUUGAUAGACUUGUUAAAAGACUUGCCAAUUCAGUCUUCAUUGUUAUCAAGUAAAGAACCUUCACGUACUGAACAGCUUGUUCGAGGUAUGCCUCCAUCAACGUCACUCUAUCUUACAACUAUUGCAGAUCCAAAACCUAAACAGGUCAUCAACAUAUCAACCCAAACACCGUUUGUCAAGUACUUGCAAGAGAGGAUGGAGAAUCAGGUGGAUACAAUCGAAAUGAUUAAAAAGGACGAUAUCAAGAAGCGAAAACUAGACGAUUCUCAUUAA